CCGCUAAGCUCAUAAAGCCCCCGCCCGCCCUGGGGCGGCCCUUUGCCUAUUGCCCUGAGCGGAGGAGGAGACGGGCGGCCCACUGCUGCAGCGGCUGGAGGCGGAGAGCUCGCGAGGGGGGCUUCGGUGCCCCCUCCCCGGCAGCGCCUCCUUCUCCGCGGCGCCCGGCGCCUCCCGUGGCGCGGGGGGGCGUGACCGGCCGCGGCGGGGCAAACGGGAGCUGCUGGCGGCGCGUCCCACUGGAGGGGCGAAGAUGGCGCUGAACGGCAGCAGGCAGCCCCCCAGCCUCCUCUUCCUGCUGGCUCUGGUUCUCCCGCUAGCGCCGCCAAGCCGGGCAGCGGACACAGCGCUGCCCCCCAUCCCCGCAGAUAAACUAUUAGUUCUAACUGUUGCAACUAAAGAAACAGAUGGCUUUCACCGCUUCAUGCAAACUGCAAAGCACUUCAACUAUACAGUGAAGGUUCUUGGUAAAGGUGAAGAGUGGAAAGGUGGGAAGUUAAUUAACUCUAUUGGAGGAGGACAGAAAGUGCGAUUGCUGAAAGAAGGAAUAGACAGCUAUGCUGAUCAAGAGGACUUGAUUGUAAUGUUUAUUGAAUGCUAUGAUGUUAUCUUUGCGGGUGGCCCUGAAGAGAUGCUAAAGAAGUUCCAGCAAGCUAAUCAUAAAGUAGUAUUUGCAGCAGAUGGACUAAUAUGGCCCGAUAAAAGAUUAGCAGAGAAGUAUCCUGUUGUCCGGAGUGGAAAACGAUUCCUUAAUUCAGGAGGAUUUAUUGGUUAUGCUCCAUAUAUAAACCAAAUGGUACAGCAAUGGAACCUGCAAGAUAAUGAUGAUGACCAGCUGUUUUAUACCAAAAUCUAUAUUGACCCACUGCAGAGGGCACGUAUCAACAUUACUUUGGACCACAAGUGCAGAAUUUUCCAGACCCUGAAUGGAGCUGUUGAUGAAGUUCUUCUGAAAUUUGAAGAAGGAAGAGUAAGAGCAAGGAAUUCAGUGUAUGAGACGCUGCCCAUCACUCUGCAUGGAAAUGGCCCCACUAAAAUUCACCUCAGUUACUUUGGAAAUUAUAUCCCUAAUGCUUGGACACGUGAAACUGGAUGUGGUGUUUGUGAUUUAGAUUUACUAGACCUAUCAAUGGUUAAAGAAUAUCCAAGGGUUACAAUUGCUGUUUUCAUUGAACAACCAACUCCUUUCCUACCUAAAUUUUUAGACAGACUGUUGACUCUGGAUUACCCAAAGGAACCACUUAGUAUCUUCAUUCAUAAUAAUGAGGUUUAUCAUGAAAAGCACAUCAAGAAAUUUUGGGAGAAAGCCAAGAAGGCUAUCAGAAGUAUAAAAAUUGUUGGACCUGAGGAGAACCUGAGUCAAGCAGAAGCCAGGAACAUGGGAAUGGACCUUUGUCGCCAGAAUAAAGCAUGUGACUAUUACUUCAGCAUAGAUGCGGAUGUUGUGCUGACAAACCCGAAGACUUUAAGACUUCUGAUAGAGCAGAACAGGAAGAUAAUUGCUCCACUUGUAACUCGCCAUGGGAAGCUAUGGUCCAACUUUUGGGGUGCUUUGAGCCCUGAUGGCUAUUAUGCUCGCUCAGAAGAUUAUGUGGAUAUUGUCCAAGGGAACAGAGUAGGAGUCUGGAAUAUCCCUUAUAUGGCUAAUAUAUACUUAAUUAAAGGACAGACUCUCAGAUCAGAGAUGAGAGAGAGAAACUAUUUUGUUCGUGAUAAGUUGGAUCCUGAUAUGGCACUCUGCAGGAAUGCCAGGGAAAUGAGUUUACAAAGGGAAAAAGGCUCCCCUUCUUCGGAAACAUUCCAUAUGCUCAGACCCCCAAAGGGUGUCUUUAUGUACAUUACCAACAGACAUGAAUUUGGGAGACUUAUUUCAACUGCCAACUACAAUACCUCCCACUACAACAAUGAUCUCUGGCAGAUUUUUGAAAAUCCUGUGGACUGGAAGGAAACCUAUAUAAAUCCCAACUACUCAAAGAUCUUCACUGAAAAUCUAGUGGAACAGCCAUGCCCAGAUGUGUAUUGGUUUCCCAUAUUUUCGGAGACUGCCUGUGAUGAACUGGUAGAGGAAAUGGAACAUUAUGGACAGUGGUCUGGAGGAAAACAUCGUGAUAGUCGUAUAUCUGGAGGUUAUGAAAAUGUCCCAACUGAUGAUAUUCACAUGAAGCAAAUCGGGCUGGAUGGUGAAUGGCUACAUUUCAUUAGAGAGUUCAUUGCACCAGUAACACUAAAAGUCUUUGCUGGCUAUUAUACAAAGGGAUAUGCCAUGCUGAAUUUUGUUGUAAAGUACACUACGGACAGACAGCGUUCCCUCAGACCUCAUCAUGACUCUUCUACGUUUACCAUCAACAUUGCUCUCAACAAAGGAGGAGAAGAUUUUCAGGGAGGUGGAUGUAAAUUUAUUAGAUACAACUGUUCCAUUGAGUCACCCAGGAAAGGAUGGAGCUUCAUGCAUCCAGGAAGACUUACUCAUUUACACGAAGGACUUCCCAUUUUAAAUGGAACAAGAUACAUUGCAGUAUCAUUUAUUGAUCCCUAACUUUAUUUUCCUGCCUCUUCAAAACCAGUGGUUGGUUCUUUGACAUAAACUCUUAUUUAUAGUUUUCCUCCCAGAAGAUGGUGAUAAAAGAAACUUUAAUUUACUUCCUCUAGACAGCAGAUUUACUUUGAGCUAAAAGAUUGAAAAAACAACUUUAAAAAAUGUUGGACACUUCCAAAUGUCUGCUCUGAGCCUUACGUCACAAAGUAAAAAUGCCCUGUUUAUUUUUGUACGCUGCUGUCUUGAAAGGUGGGGCGGGGAGGGAAAACAGAAAUGCAUUUUAAAAUGAAUAUUUUUUUUCUGUUAUGAAAAAUUCCCAGAUACAAAAUUAUCUCCAAAUCUUCUCUUGUGGUUUUCAUUCAGUAAAAUGAUGCAGAUGAAGUUGUGUGUUGUGCAUAUUUUAUAACUACCAAUAGAAGAACCACAUAUAGAAUUAGCAUCAAGUGAAUCCCAUAGCCUAGCAGAAUUGCACACAAAUUUUGGCUUUAAGCGAAAGCAUAUUUUGUGUGCUGAUGUGCACUUUGGCAACACCCCAGUAAAACUUUUUAAAAUACUUAGUUUAUAUUAAAUAUCAACAUCUAUAUCCUCCUAAAGAAUAUAUGCAUUGCAAAGUUUGAGGAAUAGAUUGAAUACGUUAAUUUUUUUUUUAAAUGGCUUUAUCAAGAACUGCAAGUAUGUGUUUUAAAGAAGAACUUGUCCCAUUAAGGUUACUUCUCUUUACCAAGUGUUCUUCAAUUAAAAUGAGCUAUUUUUGCAAUGUAUAGUUGCACCAGGUUGAUACUGGAAAUUUAAAUUCUGUUUUCAGAACACUGCUAAAUUUUAAUAUCAGGAUGUUUUGUAAACACAAUUUUCUGUUUAAAAUUACUUGAAUUUUGUAUCAGGAAAAUGAAAUUGGUGAAGUCUUUCUUUUAAACCUAAGAGGUUUGACUUACCAUUUAUUUUAAAGGAAUCAGUUUUAAAUAUUCCUACUGUAUCUACUGUUUGUAAUUUAAAGAAACUUGAAGCAAACUCUAAACCAAGGAACCUAAGGUGCCGGAGUGCACAAUGUGUUUAAAAACUUGUGAAAAAUAAAAGGUAAUUUUAAAUUAA
Caretta caretta (loggerhead turtle) is the source of this 3625-nucleotide messenger RNA. RefSeq names its product procollagen-lysine,2-oxoglutarate 5-dioxygenase 2 (gene PLOD2). Gene Ontology annotation, cellular component: endoplasmic reticulum. The record is from RefSeq and is a predicted model, not a curated record. Gene Ontology annotation, molecular function: iron ion binding; L-ascorbic acid binding; procollagen-lysine 5-dioxygenase activity. Gene Ontology annotation, biological process: peptidyl-lysine hydroxylation. NCBI's taxonomy places the organism in Eukaryota, Metazoa, Chordata, Testudines, Cheloniidae.